This is a messenger RNA of Chrysochloris asiatica (Cape golden mole), 1060 nucleotides long. RefSeq names its product homeobox B13 (gene HOXB13). The record is from RefSeq and is a predicted model, not a curated record. NCBI's taxonomy places the organism in Eukaryota, Metazoa, Chordata, Mammalia, Afrosoricida, Chrysochloridae. Gene Ontology annotation, molecular function: DNA-binding transcription factor activity, RNA polymerase II-specific; RNA polymerase II cis-regulatory region sequence-specific DNA binding. The transcript has 2 exons. Gene Ontology annotation, biological process: regulation of transcription by RNA polymerase II. Bases 90 to 944 code for a protein of 284 amino acids.
UUUGGAUUCCCCGGGGCCUGGGUGGGGAGAGCAAGCGGAGUGCCCCUGUAUCCCCAUUCCCAGCACCCCAUGAGCCGACCCUCGGCCCCAUGGAGCCUGGCAAUUAUGCCACCUUGGACAUGGCCAAGGAUAUGGAAGGCCUGCUGGGAACCGGAGGGGGUCGGAAUCUAGUCACCCACUCUCCAUUGACCAGCCACCCGGCAGCGCCUACGCUGAUGCCCGCUGCCAACUAUGCCCCCCUGGAUCUGCCCGGUUCUGCCGAGCCAUCGAAGCAGUGCCACCCAUGCCCUGGAGUGCCCCAGGGGGCGUCCCCAGCUCCUGUACCUUAUGGCUACUUUGGAGGCGGGUACUACUCUUGCCGAGUGUCCCGGAGCUCGCUGAAACCCUGUGCCCAGGGAACCACCCUGGCCGCCUACCCCCCUGAUACUCCCUCAGCAGGGGAGGAGUACCCCAGCCGCCCCACCGAGUUUGCCUUCUAUCCGGGGUAUCCGGGACCCUACCAGCCUAUGGCCAGUUACCUGGAUGUGUCGGUGGUGCAGACUCUGGGCGCCCCUGGGGAGCCCCGCCAUGACUCUCUGCUGCCGGUGGACAGUUACCAGCCCUGGGCCCUCGCUGGCAGCUGGAACAGCCAGAUGUGUUGCCAGGGUGAACAGACCCCACCGGGCCCCUUCUGGAAGGCGGCAUUUGCAGACUCAAACACGCAGCCCCCUUCUGAUGGCUGCACCUUUCGCAGGGGCCGAAAGAAACGCAUUCCCUAUAGCAAGGGGCAGCUUCGGGAGCUGGAGCAUGAGUAUGCGGCUAACAAGUUCAUCACCAAGGAAAAGAGGAGGAAGAUUUCAGCGGCUACCAGCCUCUCAGAGCGCCAGAUCACCAUCUGGUUUCAGAACCGCCGUGUCAAGGAGAAAAAGGUCCUCGCCAAGGUCAAAACCAGCAUGACCCCUUAAGGGACCUCCCUGGCUGGGUUGGGGGAGGAAAAGUAGGAGUGUCCUAGGGAGACCAGGACCUUGCCAGAACUAGUCUGGGGCCCAGGACUCUGCUGAGGGGCCUCCAGAGGUGACAC